Molecule: messenger RNA, 1015 nt
Organism: Lottia gigantea (owl limpet)
Lineage: Eukaryota; Metazoa; Mollusca; Gastropoda; Lottiidae
Exons: 4
Coding region: 92-1015 (307 amino acids)
Source: RefSeq, a predicted model, not a curated record
AUUCUAAUGAGAUUUAAGUGUUAUAUCCAGAUGAAUGGCUGACAUAGAUCUAAUUUGUAACUGAUCUUGAAACCUGCCAAGAAGUUUAAACAUGGACUUUGUACUUGGUGGAAUAGCAACAUGUGGUGCAGGACUCUUUACAAACCCAUUGGAAGUUGUCAAGACUCGGAUGCAACUUCAGGGUGAAUUAAAAUCGAAAGGGCAGUAUUCUGUUCACUAUCGUAAUGCCUUGCAUGCGUUUUAUACAGUAGCCAAAACUGACGGAUGGCUAGCCUUACAGAGUGGACUUAUACCAGCUUUAUGGUACCAAUUCUUUAUGAACGGCGUUCGACUUGGAACGUAUCAAGUACUAAUCAAUUUGAACUUAACGAAAGAUUCGAACGGAAAACAUAGUGCCCCUAGAAGUGUGUUGGCUGGAGCUUUUGCAGGAUGUGUUGGCGCUAUCUGUGGAAGUCCUUUUUUCAUGGUUAAAACUCAGUUGCAAUCUCAAGCUGCUGCCAGUAUAGCAGUUGGUCAUCAGCAUUUUCACAAGGGUAUGUCUCAUGGUCUAGUCAAAGCAUUUAGGGAGUAUGGUAUUACUGGAUUAUGGAGAGGUGUUAGUGCAGCUGUACCUAGAGUUACUGUGGGAUCUGCAGCACAGUUAUCUACCUUUUCUUCCACUAAACAAUAUCUCGUUGAUUCAAAGAUCUGUGCCAAUGAUAGUUUACUGGCAUCGUUUCUAGCCAGUAUGUUAAGUGGAUUGGUGGUCACGUGUUUCAUGACACCAUUCGAUGUGGUGUCAACUAGACUUUAUAACCAGGGUUUAGAUGCUUCAGGAAAAGGACUAUUGUAUGACAAUGUAGGGGAUUGCUUUCGGAAAAUUUGGAGUAAAGAAGGCUUUUGGGGAUUCUACAAAGGUUGGGGUGCAUCAUAUUUUAGAUUGGGACCACAUACGGUACUUAGUUUAGUAUUUUGGGACUCAGCUAAGAAGUAUUAUUACAGUUAUGAUGGUAAUAGGAAUGCGGUACCAUCUUAG